AUGAAGACCAGGACCUCAAUGAUCCUCAGAUCUUCUUCACUCAAAACUCACUCAAGCUCAUCAGCUGACUUGAUCAUCGGAGCCGUUAGAGUCGCCGCCUUGGCUCAGAAAUGGGAGCCCUCUAAGGUUGUACCUCAGGCUGAUAGAGUUCUGAUUCGCCUCGAAGCGCUGCCCGAGAAAUCUGCUGGUGGAGUAUUGUUGCCUAAAUCAGCUGUCAAAUUUGAACGGUAUUUGAUGGGUGAGGUUCUCUCAGUUGGUGCUGAUGUUGGCGAAGUUGAAGCUGGAAAAAAGGUUCUAUUCUCAGAUAUCAAUGCCUAUGAGAUUGAUUUGGGGACAGACGACAAGCAUUGCUUUUGCAAAGCAAGUGAACUCUUGGCUGUUGUUGAGUAGGGUCAGUUCAUAAUCUCACCCAAAGCGGGAGCUUCUACUGAAUCAUUUGAUAGUGGAUGCGACUUUAGUUACGUGAUGAAGUAUGAAAUGUUAUUAGCAAGUUUUGUGGUGUUAUCUGUCUUAUUGUACUUUCUAUUGUUGCGACACAAAUUUUGACACUUGAAUGAUCUCUGAACAUGGGAGGUUAUCUAUGCAUCAAGGUGAAAAAGUUCGAUCGCGUGAC
Asparagus officinalis (garden asparagus) is the source of this 613-nucleotide messenger RNA. RefSeq names its product 10 kDa chaperonin 1, chloroplastic-like. Gene Ontology annotation, molecular function: protein folding chaperone; ATP binding; protein-folding chaperone binding. NCBI's taxonomy places the organism in Eukaryota, Viridiplantae, Streptophyta, Magnoliopsida, Asparagales, Asparagaceae. The coding region runs from base 1 to 390 and encodes 129 amino acids. Gene Ontology annotation, cellular component: mitochondrial matrix. The record is from RefSeq and is a predicted model, not a curated record. The transcript has 7 exons.